UUCUCCUCAAGCUCCCCCCGUAGGUGUGGUUUUGUUUUGUGGAAAAUUGUAACUUUUUCGUCCUUGCCGCGCUGUUUCGACGAUUCGUUCGUGCCGCACUAACCGCAGACUAGCCGCAGAAGAUCACCAGUAGGGUAUUUCAGUGUUGAUUGUUAGUUAAAAGCCUCAUCAAAAUGACCGGACGGCUCCCAGCUUGUGUGAUCGAUGUAGGAACGGGUUACACUAAGCUCGGUUUCGCAGCGAACAAGGAACCACAGUUUAUCAUUCCUUCGGCGAUCGCUAUUAAAGAGUCGGCGAAAGUCGGUGAUCAAAGUGCCCGGCGCGUUACCAAAGGUGUAGAGGAUUUGGACUUCUUCAUCGGAGACGAAGCCUUCGAUGCGACCGGAUAUUCGGUGAAGUAUCCGGUACGCCAUGGGCUGGUGGAAGACUGGGACCUGAUGGAGCGAUUUCUGGAGCAGUGUAUCUUUAAGUACUUGCGUGCCGAGCCAGAGGAUCAUCAUUUUCUGCUGACCGAGCCACCGCUGAACACGCCAGAAAACCGUGAAUACACGGCGGAGAUCAUGUUCGAAACGUUUAACGUACCGGGUCUGUAUAUCGCUGUGCAGGCGGUACUAGCAUUGGCUGCUAGUUGGGCCUCACGCCCGGUACAGGAGCGUACCCUGACCGGUAUCGUAGUGGACAGUGGCGAUGGCGUUACGCAUGUCAUUCCUGUGGCCGAAGGGUACGUGAUCGGAUCGUGCAUCAAACACAUUCCGAUCGCGGGCCGCAACAUAACGUCCUUCAUUCAAAGUCUACUACGAGAGCGUGAGGUUGGCAUUCCGCCCGAGCAGAGCCUGGAAACGGCAAAAGCUAUCAAGGAACGAUACUGCUACAUCUGUCCGGACAUCGCGAAGGAAUUUGCCAAGUAUGACACGGAACCGGCCAAGUGGAUGCGUCACUAUGAGGGCAUGAAUGCGAUCACGAAAAACCCAUUCGGUGUGGACGUUGGAUACGAGCGGUUCCUGGGACCCGAAAUCUUCUUCCAUCCCGAGUUCUCGAACCCCGAUUUCACGACGCCCCUGUCCGAGAUCGUAGACACGGUCAUUCAGAACUGCCCGAUCGAUGUACGACGACCGUUGUACAACAACAUCGUGCUGAGCGGUGGAUCGACCAUGUUCCGGGACUUUGGUCGUCGAUUGCAGCGGGACAUUAAGCGCAGCGUUGAUGCGCGAUUGCGUAUUAGUGAAAAUCUGAGCGAAGGACGGAUUAAGCCCAAACCAAUCGACGUAUCGGUGAUUUCGCAUCAUAUGCAGCGAUAUGCCGUGUGGUUCGGUGGUAGCAUGCUUGCUUCAACGCCCGAGUUCUACCAAGUUUGUCACACGAAAGCGGCGUAUGAAGAAUUCGGACCCAGCAUCUGCCGCCACAAUCCGGUCUUCGGUACCAUGACAUAGGGGGCCCAGCGCAUUGGUGGGCAUAGCGAUAAGCAUAGAAAGGUUUAUUCAAUGGAAAACGGUAAAAAUCCAAUUAUCGCGAACAAAACUAACGGAAAAACUAGGUCUACCUUCUAGAGUAUAAUGUACCAAAUUGAUCUACGAUCCUUUUGAGCGUUGCACUGGCGCUAGGAAUGAGCGUUGCAUUUCCAGAUUAUCUUAUUAGCGUGCAUUUUAUAACCCUUUUUUGUGUCGAUUCAGACGUCCUGUGUUAAUUUCGAUCGUGUAUCCUUCCUUCCGUUUGCGUUUCCUCAGUUUGGUUGUAAUGCAAUUUACAAUGAUACCUUCAAGUGCGUCUUCCAAAGAGAAGGCGGACAGUUUGAUGGUGUUACCUUUUCUUUCUUCCUUUAGUUGUUUUACUUUACGUAUAGCAGGGGAUAGCAUUUUCCUCGAGCAAGACGAGUGUCUGAGGCCGUUAUCGUUAGUCUACCAUUCAUCUUCGAGCCUACAGUAUUGUACAUUUACUAUGUCUCGUCCUUUCCAUUCGAAACCGUUUGAAGCAUCUUGUUAUGUAGGUGUAGUGGCUGUAAUCAACCGCUAACCAUGCGGCCAUGCAGGAUUACAUGCUGCUCGCAAUGGUAGAAUCGAUUCGAUAAUAAAACUACAUAAAGAAGCCAAGAACGGGUGCGUUUUCAAUUCC
Molecule: messenger RNA, 2109 nt
Organism: Anopheles darlingi
Lineage: Eukaryota; Metazoa; Arthropoda; Insecta; Diptera; Culicidae
Gene: Arp3
Product: actin-related protein 3
Exons: 6
Coding region: 174-1430 (418 amino acids)
Biological process (GO): Arp2/3 complex-mediated actin nucleation
Cellular component (GO): actin cortical patch; Arp2/3 protein complex
Molecular function (GO): actin filament binding
Source: RefSeq, a predicted model, not a curated record